Molecule: messenger RNA, 2747 nt
Organism: Eubalaena glacialis (North Atlantic right whale)
Lineage: Eukaryota; Metazoa; Chordata; Mammalia; Artiodactyla; Balaenidae
Gene: RIOK2
Product: RIO kinase 2
Exons: 10
Coding region: 96-1748 (550 amino acids)
Biological process (GO): maturation of SSU-rRNA; protein phosphorylation
Cellular component (GO): preribosome, small subunit precursor; nucleus; cytosol
Molecular function (GO): ATP binding; protein serine/threonine kinase activity
Source: RefSeq, a predicted model, not a curated record
CCGGCCGCCGUGAGGCGCGGGAGAAGCCGGCGUGCUGGUUUUCCUAGCGCUGUCCCCUUGUUGAAACAGGCUUCUGGCCUGGGUCCGGGGCCGUCAUGGGGAAGGUGAAUGUGGCCAAGUUGCGUUACAUGAGCCGGGAUGACUUCAGGGUCCUGACCGCGGUUGAAAUGGGCAUGAAGAACCAUGAAAUUGUUCCCUGCAGUUUGGUUGCUUCUAUAGCCAGCCUUAAACAUGGUGGUUGUAAUAAAGUUUUAAGAGAACUAGCAAAACAUAAACUUAUAGCUUGGGAGCGAACCAAAACUGUCCAGGGCUAUCGGUUGACAAAUGCAGGCUAUGAUUACCUAGCUUUGAAAACACUUUCUUCUAGACAGGUGGUUGAGUCUGUUGGAAACCAGAUGGGUGUUGGCAAAGAAUCUGAUAUUUACAUUGUUGCAAAUGAAGAAGGGCAGCAAUUUGCAUUAAAGCUUCACAGACUGGGAAGAACCUCCUUUCGAAAUCUGAAAAACAAGCGUGAUUAUCAUAAACACAGGCAUAACAUGUCUUGGCUUUAUUUAUCUCGUCUCUCUGCCAUGAAAGAAUUUGCUUAUAUGAAGGCAUUGUAUGAAAGGAAAUUUCCAGUUCCAAAGCCAGUUGAUUAUAAUCGCCAUGCAGUGGUCAUGGAACUCAUAAAUGGCUAUCCUCUAUGUCAGAUACACCAUGUUGAAGAUCCUGCAUCAGUAUAUGAUGAAGCUAUGGAACUAAUUGUUAAACUUGCAAAUCAUGGGCUGAUUCAUGGAGAUUUCAAUGAAUUCAAUCUCAUUUUGGAUAAAGAUGACCACAUCACCAUGAUCGAUUUUCCACAAAUGGUUUCAACUUCUCAUACCAAUGCUGAAUGGUAUUUUGACAGAGAUGUUAAAUGCAUCAGAGAUUUCUUCAUGAAACGUUUCAGCUAUGAAAGUGAGCUUUUCCCAACAUUUAGUGAUAUCAGGAGGGAGGACUCUCUUGAUGUAGAGGUUUCUGCCAGUGGCUACACAAAGGAAAUGCAGGCAGAUGAUGAACUACUUCAUCCAGUAGGUCCAGAUGAUAAAAAUAUUGAAACAGAGGAGGAAUCUGAAUUCUCAUUUUCUGAUGAAGAGAUAUCAGAAAAAGCAAAGGACUGUAGAUCAGAUAAUGAAAGUGGACAAAACUCUAUAGGUGAAUCAGUUGACUGCUGUUACAGAUCAUCUGGAGACCUUGAACAAAUAAAGGAAGACAGUUUGUCAGAGGACAGUGCUGAUGCACAUAGUUUUGAAAUGACUGAAUUCAAUCAACCUUUAGAAGAAAUAAAAGGGCAGGUUGUUAAAAACAAUUCUGUAACUGAGUUUUCUGAGGAGAACAGCAGAACUGAACAUGACACCAGGCAAGAUGAUAAGACAGGUCAAGGUGGAAUCCUCAUGGGCUCUGAGGAGUAUGAAGAUGAGUGCCCUCAUAUGAUUGCCUUGUCAUCAGUAAACAAAGAAUUCAGGCCUUUCAGAGAUGAAGAAAAUAUGGAAGAUACUAAUCAACAUAGAAGAAGAACUCUGAGUGUUACUUCUAGUGUGUUAAGCUGUUCAACAGUUCCUCCGGAAUUGGUGAAACAGAAGGUGAAGCGUCAGUUGACAAAACAGCAAAAAUCAGCUGUGAGACGACGAUUACAGAAAGGAGAAGCAAAUAUAUUUACAAAGCAACGGAGAGAAAACAUGCAAAAUAUUAAAUCAAGUUUGGAAGCAGCUAGCUUUUGGGGAGAGUAAUAUAUUUAAGAACUUGAAUAUUUUUCAAAAAGUUACUAUGAUCCCUUUUUAAGCCACCUUUAGUAUUUUUUGGACCAAGGCAGAUAUAUAUAUAAAUAGAUAAGUAAACCCUCUUUCAUCAAUAAAUUUGACUCAUUCAGUACAUGUCUUCUAAAGAAUAACUAUAGUAAUUCUGCUAAAGCAACCCAGUUUUCCAAGUAAUUUUUUGUUAGGAAUAUUUGAGUAUUUUUUAAAAUCUAAAUAUCACUGUUUUUGCUGGGUUUUGUUCUCUACCACAAACAGGUAGAUUGCUUGGUUUCGUAUUCCAGCUUUUCCACUUACUAGUGGAAACAACCUUAGGCAAGUCUUAUUUCUCUCUCCCUCUUUCUCUCCUUCUCUGCCUCAGUUUUCUUAGUGUUAAAAUUGGGUUUAUAACUACUUUGUAGCCUUGUUUUGAGGAUUAUAUGAGACAAUGCACAGAAAACACUUAGAACAAUGCCUAGCACUUUAAAGUGUAGCUAUUGGAAUGGUCAUUAUAAUGAUGUUUAUCUUUCAGAAAAUCUGCUAAUGACUUGGUUGCUUUUUAUUUAGCCGCAGGCAGAAUUCACUGCCAUAUAUUUUUUUAGUCUCUAGUAUUAAGGAUAAGCCAGCAAUGUCUCCUUUUAUUUUCUGCUACUUAAAUUGGUAAUGUGGUCAUGGGAACAGAAACUUGAGAUAGUCACACCAUGACUUUUACAGUUUCCAGUUUUUAUGCAGCCUGAACAGAAGUAGAAGACUUAAGGGUGGGGGGAAGUAGAAGGGAUGAGAAGUGAACAGUUCUUUCUGAUAUUCUUAACUGGGUGGGUCAAGAACAUAUUUCACGUCAAAGAUAACAAAUAUAGUUGACCCUUGAACAACGUGGGUUUGAACUGCGAGGGUCCACUAUACACGGAUUUUUUUUCAAUAAAUACAUACUACAGUACUGCAUGAUCUGAGGUUGGCUGAAUCUGUGGAUGUGGGAGGGCUGAUUGUAAAGUUAUA